Fraxinus pennsylvanica is the source of this 1074-nucleotide messenger RNA. The record is from the annotation of a GenBank genome assembly. Lineage: Eukaryota; Viridiplantae; Streptophyta; Magnoliopsida; Lamiales; Oleaceae.
AUGAAUUUAUUAAGUUUCAGUGCUUUGGUUCUGGGUUUUUUGUUGUCAUAUGAUGGAAUUCGAGCGAGUUUCGCACAGUUAAACAGCAAUGCAAAGAAUUAUAUUACAUGGGAUGACAUGAAAGUGGAUGAUUACAGGUUGCAUAUAAGAGAUGAAGGGAAUUGGAGUAAGGUUAUUGUGGUUGACAAAAAUGGCCGGGGAAAUUCUUUAACAGUUCAAGGUGCAGUUGAUAUGGUGCCGGAAAAUAAUGCAGAUAGAGUGAGAAUUUACAUUCUUCCUGGAGUUUACAGUGAAAAGGUGUACAUUCCAGCCUCUAAGCCGUAUAUUUCCUUCAUUGGAGAUCAGGAUCGAGUAUCUGAAACAGUUAUAACAUGGCACGACAAGGCUUCUGAUAGGGAUGAAAAUGGAGCUGUACUAGGGACUUUUAAUUCAGCCACUGCCACAAUAGAAUCUGAUUACUUUGUUGCAACAGGGAUCACUUUUGAGAAUACAGUGUGCGCAGUGCCUGGAGGAGUAGAUGGAUACCAAGCUGUUGCCUUAAGAAUUGCUGGCGACAAAGCUAUGUUUUACAAUGUUAAAUUUCUGGGAUCACAGGAUACGCUUUUGGAUCAAACUGGAUCACACUAUUUUUACCAGUGUUUCAUCCAAGGAUCAACAGACUUUAUUUUUGGCAAUGCAAAAUCUCUCUAUCAGGAGUGUACUCUACAUGUUCUAGAGGAUGGAUAUGCAGUAGCAGCUCAACACAGGAACUCUCCUAAUGAUGAUACAGGCUUUUCUUUCUUGAACUGUACAGUUAAGGGAAAAGGAAGAACUUUCCUGGGUAGAGCUUGGGGGGAUUAUUCGCGAGUUAUAUAUUCGUACUGUGAAUUCGAUGACAUUGUAAGACCAGAAGGAUGGAAUGACUGGAAGAAACAAUAUAGAGACAAUACUGUGGUAUUUGGAGAAUACGAGUGCAGAGGCGAUGGAGCAGAUAGAAGACGAAGGGUGCCGUGGUCUAAAGCUCUGAAUUACAUGGAAGCAAAGCCAUUUUUGGGCACGCAAUUCAUAGGCGGAGAGCAGUGGCUAAGACUAUAG